Molecule: messenger RNA, 2373 nt
Organism: Stegastes partitus (bicolor damselfish)
Lineage: Eukaryota; Metazoa; Chordata; Actinopteri; Pomacentridae
Gene: hibadha
Product: 3-hydroxyisobutyrate dehydrogenase a
Exons: 8
Coding region: 20-1009 (329 amino acids)
Biological process (GO): L-valine catabolic process
Cellular component (GO): mitochondrion
Molecular function (GO): NAD binding; NADP binding; 3-hydroxyisobutyrate dehydrogenase activity
Source: RefSeq, a predicted model, not a curated record
AGGUCAAGGGGAAAGAAGCAUGGCUGCGUUGUUUAGAGGGUCCCGAAAUUUAUUGUUAAGGUGGAAUAAGCAUGUCGACUUUGCCUUCGCGUCAACACGAUCAAUGGCCUCAAAGACGCCAGUGGGGUUUAUUGGUCUGGGAAACAUGGGCACUCCCAUGGCCAAAAACCUGCUAAGAAAUGGUUAUCCUGUCAUUGCUACUGACGUCUUCCCUGAGUCUUGCAAGGAGCUGCAGGACACUGGUGCCCAGGUAGUGGACUCCCCAGCAGAGGUGGCAGAGAAAGCAGACCGCAUCAUCACCAUGCUACCCUCUAGUCCCAAUGUCAUAGAAGUCUACACAGGCCCAAAUGGCAUCCUCAAGAAGGUGAAGAAGGGGACUUUGCUGAUUGACUCCUCCACAAUUGAUCCUGCUGUCUCUAGAGAAAUGGCAGUUGCUGCAGAGAAGAUGGGUGCUGUGUUCAUGGACGCUCCAGUGUCAGGAGGUGUUGGGGCUGCCAGCAUGGCCAAACUGACCUUCAUGGUAGGUGGAGUAGAAGAGGAAUACAACGCUGCUCAGGAGCUGCUCACCUGCAUGGGAGCCAAUGUUGUCUACUGUGGGCAGGUUGGCACUGGACAGGCUGCUAAAAUCUGCAACAACAUGCUGCUAGCCAUUGGAAUGAUUGGGACUGCAGAGACCAUGAACCUUGGCAUCAGACUGGGUUUAGACCCCAAACUGCUGGCGAAGAUCCUCAAUAUGUCCUCAGGUCGUUGCUGGUCCAGCGACACGUACAACCCUGUCCCCGGAGUGAUGGAGGGAGUCCCCUCUGCCAACAACUACCAGGGUGGCUUUGGAACCACACUAAUGGCCAAGGAUCUUGGUUUGGCCCAAAACACUGCCACCAACACUAAGACACCGAUUCCUCUGGGUUCCCUCGCCCACCAGAUCUACCGAGUCAUGUGCUCUCGCGGCUACGCUAACAAGGACUUCUCAUCAGUCUUCCAGUUCCUGCGCGAGGAGGAAGGACAGUGAACGAAGGGGUAGCACAGCUGACUCUGCUGCUACCAUACACAAACACACACAUGCACACACACAUCAGAACCUCACACCCCAGUGCCCCUUAUCCCACUAUGCUCAGGAGAGACUAAGGCCUUGCCCUCAGGCACAGAUCUGCGGUCCAAUUAACAUACUGUAUGUCGACACAUGUCUCCUCAUUGCAUUAGCUGAAUCAUAUAUUCAAUUGAUGGCACACCCUCUACAUGGAGGAAAUGCUAAAACUGACCUUAGAUCAGUAUCUAGAGACAAAGCAACUCUCUUUCUGGUUUGUGCUGAGAGGCCAGGGUAGGGAAAAUGAGAGGUAGUAUGAGGUGCUGCAGGUUUACAUGUAACAAUGCAAAUACUAUGUGGUUUUUCAGGAUGAUGGAAAAGUAAUUAUUGCAUGAAUGUUCAAGCUUAAGUAUAUUCUUGUUGGAUUUGUGCUAUUUGCCUGUUACCCAAGUUACAUGAGCAUGUCCCUGUUAAAUGAUAGAGGACAGAAAAAACAGUAAGGUUUCACAUAAUGAUAGAAAUUCAAUCAAAGAGAGUCCAGAGGUUGCGUUCUCCUUUAGCUCAUGCCAACAUUCACAGCACUACGUGUAAGGUUACCCAAACCGGCCACACAUUAGGCUCAAAGUUUACUUGUUUGGUUCCACUUCUAAGUUUUUGGCAGGAAAAGAAAGACUGUCAUUCAGUCAUUUAUGUUUUCCUGCUAGUGCACUUUCAACUGUUUUCAUUAUUCAAUAUUUCAAUAAAUCUUUUUUUUUUUUUUAACCUUGUGAAUACACUAUAGUUACAGCACUUUGGGUCCUUUGGUACUACAUUUAAGUCUUUACUCACUGGAUCGCCCAGUUCUGCUCUGCAAUACUGUGAGAUAAAUAUCCGGUUAUUUUUGCACCAUGUGCAUCGCAGUGCGAUGUGCUGGGCCGUUUUGAUACAGUUACAGAAUCUAUUUGAACUUACCUCUUUUUCUCUACUGUCUACAUCUGCCUAUUGAGCCACUGGAGUAUUAUUUUGUGACCAAUACUGUUCAAAUUUGAUACUAUUCACUACAAAAUGUUGUUCUGACUGUCUUGCACCUUCGUUGGUCAGUUUUUGUCCUCACAUAUUUCUCCUCUCUGUCUGUCCCUUUUGCGUCGAUGACAUCUAUGUAAAGUGUUAGUGAGGAAUUGUUCCUCCCUGCUCUGAGAAAAUGUACAUAAUGUAUAUUUCAUUUUGUUGUGUAGUAUUGAAGAGGCAUCUAAAUGGACUGUCACUUUUUUUUUUUAGUAAAAUUCAUCAAUAGUGUCUACAGUCUGUCUUUGCUCUGUGAAACAGACCUUCAGUCACGCUGUAGCCUAAAAUAAAAGAUGUUCUGUGUA